Messenger RNA from Lolium rigidum, 1110 nucleotides. RefSeq lists its product as uncharacterized. The transcript has a single exon. NCBI's taxonomy places the organism in Eukaryota, Viridiplantae, Streptophyta, Magnoliopsida, Poales, Poaceae. The coding region runs from base 1 to 1110 and encodes 369 amino acids. Gene Ontology annotation, molecular function: protein binding. The record is from RefSeq and is a predicted model, not a curated record.
AUGGCGGCCAGCCUCCGCUGCCCCCACUCGCCGGCAACCGGGCCGCUGGACGACGAUGACCUCCUCCGCGAGGUACUGCUCCGCCUUCCCCCGCAGCCGUCGUCCCUCUCCCGCGCCUCCGCCGUCUGCAGGCGCUGGCGCCGCCUCGUCUCCGACGCCGGCUUCUGCCGCCGCUUCCGCAUCCACCACCGCCGCAACCCUCCUCUCCUAGGUUUCUUUCAUAGGUAUCAACGUCUGCCCUUCCUACCAACUUUGGAGGCUCCCAAUCGUAUCCCUCCCGGACGCUUCUCCCUGCAGCGCGAUGAUGGCGACCACUUCCUUUCUCUCGGAUGCCGCCAUGGUCUCUUGCUCAUCCUCCUUAUCAAGCGUCUGCAGGUCCUGGUCUGGGACCCCGUCACCGGCGACCAGCACCGCGUUGCCAUUCCCCCGUGGAUUGCGGCACGUGCGGAGAAGACAGUGAUCAACGGGGCGGUGUUCCGUGCUUCAGGAGACGUCCAGUUCCAGGUCGUCCUGGUAAUGGCAGACGGAGAUCACAACAACUGUAGACGGGCGUUUGCUUGCGCUUACUCGUCACACACUGGCUUAUGGGGGGACCUCAUCUCAACACCGAUUACAUCUGAGGUACUUUUUCAGGAUGCCGCCGUGAUGGUUGGGAAUUCCCUUUACUGGCUGCUUGAUGGUGGAAUUCUUGAGUUCGAUUUGGAAAGGCAAAGGCUAGCUGUGAUACAAGUGCCAGUACUUGAUAUCUCUGUACACGACGACUUCACAAUUACACGGGCAGAGGGUGGUGGGCUUGGUUGUCUCCUUUUGUUAGACUUCACCGACCAAUUAUGGAAUAGGAAGACCGAUUGUAACGGCGUUGCAGCAUGGGUGCUAGCAAGAACUAUUGAACUGGACAAGCUACUUUCCUUAAAUCCAGAUGAGAAGAGAAGGCCUCUGACGAUAGUUGGAUUUGCUGAGUGCAAUAAUGUGGUGUUCAUGCGCACAGUUAGUGGCAUCUUCAUGAUCCAGCUUGAGUCUUUGUUGCAGUUCAAGAAAUUUCCCGAAACCAGCAUUAUGUUUGGCCAUCCAUUUGAAAGUGUCUAUGCUUCAGGUAAUUGCAUGCCUUAA